Molecule: messenger RNA, 1754 nt
Organism: Mytilus trossulus (common blue mussel)
Lineage: Eukaryota; Metazoa; Mollusca; Bivalvia; Mytilida; Mytilidae
Exons: 6
Coding region: 44-1042 (332 amino acids)
Source: RefSeq, a predicted model, not a curated record
UGCCAACAAUUUCGUCAAAUACACUGAAAACAGUGAAGAUGAAAUGUCGGGUAAUCUUGAAAUGGUUCUCCAGAAAACUCCAGAUUAUGUAUCCCCGUCAAGGAUAAUAACUAACGACCAAUUUUUAACAAAUCAAAACAACUAUGAAUACCUUAUCCUAAAUCAAGACAGUAGCAAUAUAUAUAAUGGGAUAUAUUUUGACCAUUCUGAUCCAGCAAACAGUCCACAAUUUGUGGUCAGCACAUCAGGUUCACCAUACACAGCAAACACACCCCCAAUGACAUUCAGUAAUAUUGAACAACGUGAUGAGUUUUAUGUCAUUUUAAAUAUUUACGACCACUGCCAAUUUGAAGCAACAAGCCAAAUUGAAAAUUCAGGACCAUGCCCAGUUCCAGCCAUUCCAAUUGUAAACACCACUAUGACAUAUGUUAGCACACAGUUAGGAGCCAAUAUUAAUCUUGAUUGUUCGUUCGACUCAAUGGUCGAUGUAAGUGUGGUAAAAUGGGCAUUUACUGACAGAAAUAAUGUAUACAGAGAAGUUAAUGAAACAACAAACUCAUCUAAAUACGGUGGCUCGACUAUUAGCACACCAUCUCUUACAGUGAAAAGCUUUUCACAGUCUGAUGAAGGCUUAUACAGAUGUAUUGUGGAGAAUUUCAUGGGACCUGGAACAAGCCAUGCAAUUAAUGCCAGUGUAGCACCUUAUGUAGAACCAAUGUGCCCAUGCAAUUGUGAUUAUAAAGAUAAACUGGAUUAUUGGGCAGCUCAGAAUCAAACCAACCACACUAUGGAGGAAUGGCGGGAGAUUUUAGCACCAGUUCUUGAAAAACUCGAAAAGGAACUUAAAGUUGAUACGAGUAAUUUAUCAUCUACAGUCAAUAAAUUGAUAAGCGCAAAAGAUUCCAGACCAUCUUCACAGAAAUUGGGAAUGUUAGGGAUUGUUUUUUUAAGUUUGAUCGUUGGUGGCAUUAUUCUUGUUGAUAUCACAUCGCUCCCACGACAUUGUAAAACCGCAAAGAGCAUUUGCACAGGUGGAAGUUAAGAUUUGAGACUAACUGAUAUAUUUUAAAGCGAAUUAACAAAAGGAUUUCGAAUGUUAAAGUCAUAAUGAGACCAUAUAUCAACAUAAUACAAUGUCAAUGACAUCUCCUGGUCAACAUAUUGUUUUCGCUGAUAUCUAAGUUUCAUUUUAUUUAAAAAAAUAUUUUUUUAACAAGUUCUACCAUCGAUGUAUGUCCGUUAGAAAAUCAUAUUACCUUUUUUUCACAGUUAAUUUCAGAUAAUUUCAGAUAAGGAGUUGAAGUCCCAGAAAUAAACUGCUUACACAAUGGGUUAUAAGUAUGUCCUUGCAACUGUUCCUCUAAAAUUUAAAAUAUUAAAAAUCAAUUUAUUCUAAAUUUACCAUGUUUUUUCUCUCGAUUAGACACCAGUCCGUUGUUGAACAUAGCAUGUUUGUAUUUCGAUGUAUUGUGUAGUUUUUCUCAUUUACUUUUACCCUUAAUCAAAUAUUAAAAUGGACUUUGUGAGUAUAGCUAUUCAAUGUAUAAAAGAGGGACGAAAGAUACCAGAGGGACAGUUAUACUCAUAAAUCGAAAACAAAAACAAACAACGCAAUGGCUAAAAAUGAAAAAUACAAACAGACAAACAAUAGUACACACAACACAACAUAGAAAACUAAAACAUAAUCAACACGAACCCAACCAAAAACUAACUAAAGGGUGAUCUCAGGAUGCUCCGGAAGGGUAAGCAGAUCC